Messenger RNA from Brugia malayi, 735 nucleotides. It is a transcript of the gene Bma-dnj-30, whose product is annotated as DnaJ domain containing protein. Gene Ontology annotation, cellular component: nucleus. The coding region runs from base 1 to 735 and encodes 244 amino acids. The transcript has 9 exons. The record is from RefSeq and is a predicted model, not a curated record. Lineage: Eukaryota; Metazoa; Nematoda; Chromadorea; Rhabditida; Onchocercidae.
AUGGGGGAUUCAUCCGACUUUGAGCGAUUUUACAGUGAUUUGAAAGAAACCGAGAAGAGAGACUCGGUAUUAACGUCAAAGCAACAAAUUGAUCGCUUAUUACGUCCUGGCUCCACUUACCUGAAUUUAAAUCCUUUUGAGGUUUUGCAAAUUGAUCCAGAUACAGAUGUUGAGGCGGCUAAGAAGAAGUAUAAAAAGCUUUCUUUGCUUAUUCACCCGGACAAAAAUACCGAUGAUCGUGAAAGAGCUGAACGUGCAUUUGAUGUAGUGAAAAAGGCUAUAAAAAUGAUCGAAGAUCCAGAUGAAUUGGCGAAAUGUCGGGAAACUUAUACAGAAGCAAGAGCUCGUCUAGCAAUCAUUAUGAGCGAAAAACGACGUAAGCAAAAGAAGAAUGGUCAAGGAGAUAAAAUACCUGAAGAUGAACCAGCUGCGUACAAUAAAGCUCUUUGGGUGGUAGUCACGAAGGUGUUUGCUGAUCGUGAGAAAAAGCGGAAAAUGUUGGAAGACAGAGCAAAUGAAGAGAAGAGAAGGGUAGCAGAGGAAAUGCUUGCAGCUGCAGAAAAAAGGAAAAGAGAGGAAGAAUUCGCUAAAAAUUAUGAAGAGUCACGUGAUGAACGUCGAGGUACAUGGAGACAAUUCAUGGCAAAGAAGGCAAAAAAAGAAUACGAAGGAAAAUCACUGAAAGGAACAGCAUUUAAACCACCAAAAAUAAAGCUUGAAACGAGUGGAAAAUAA